Molecule: messenger RNA, 1802 nt
Organism: Emiliania huxleyi CCMP1516
Lineage: Eukaryota; Haptophyta; Isochrysidales; Noelaerhabdaceae
Product: zeaxanthin epoxidase
Exons: 10
Coding region: 28-1521 (497 amino acids)
Molecular function (GO): FAD binding
Source: RefSeq, a predicted model, not a curated record
AAUCGCUCGCCUGUUCUUCGUGCCCACAUGCCGCUGCUGUCGGCUACCGUCGCUCUUCUGUCUUUCGCCGGCCCGUCCGCCUCGCUGCGGCUCAGCCCCGCCGCGCCGCGCAUGUCCGCCGUCGACGCGCCGCCGCAGCAGGCCGCGUCGCCGGCGCCCGACGCCAUCAGUAGCAGUGCUCCGCUGCACGUGCUGAUUGCUGGCGGCGGCGUGGGCGGGCUGGCGCUCGCCAACUGCCUGGAGCUGUCGGACGCGCCGGUCACCUACACCGUCCUCGAGCGCACCUCCGAGUUCAAAAAGUUUGGCGGCCCGAUCCAGCUCGCGUCAAACGCGAUGCAGGGCUUCCGCUCGAUCGACGAGGAGCUGUACAAGCAGAUCGAGGCGCGCGCGACGUGGACCGGCAACCGGACCAACGGCAUCAAGGACGGCGUCCGCGACGAGUGGUACGCAAAGUUCGACCUCCGCUCACCCGCCGAGUCGCGAGAGAUGCCCUUCACUUGCGUGGUCGAGCGGCCGGAGCUGCAGGAGAUCCUGAUGCGGCGCACGCACGACAACCUGCGGCUCGGCGCCGGCGUCGAGUCUUACGAGAAGCGCAGCGACGGCGGCGUCGUCGCCACGCUGCAGACGGGCGAGCAGGUGCACGGCGACGUCCUCAUCGGGGCCGACGGCAUCUGGUCCAACGUGCGCGCGGCGAUGACGGAGACGCCCGCGCGCGGCGAGGGGUCCGGCGUCACCUACUCUGGCUACACCGCGAGCGAGGAGAAGCCGGACGGCUCCUCGCCGUACCUGCAGAACCUGUUUGAGGGGUGGUCGCCGGAGAUCCACGACAUCCUGCGAGUGACGCAGGAGCACGAGAUCGAGCAGCGCGACUUGUACGACCGCCCUCCCUCGGUGCUCAAGCCGUGGAACAAGGGCCGCGUCGCGCUGCUCGGGGACGCCAUCCACGCGAUGAUGCCCAACCUCGGCCAGGGCGGCUGCCAGGCGCUCGAGGAUGCGCUCGUCAUCUCGGAGCAGCUCACGUCCCUCUCGAGCCGCGGCGACAUCGAGGGGGCGCUGCAGGGGUACCGCAACCGGCGCCUGACUCGCUCGGCGGCGGUGCAGGGCCUCUCGCGCUUCGCCUCGGACAUCAUCAUCCGCGGCUUCGACACGCCGGCCAAGCUUGGCUUCUCGGGAGGCAAGCUGGUCGCCGAGAACCUCAACUACGCCGGCGUGGUGACGCGGCUGCUGCAGCCGAUCCUGCCCGUCUUCUUCGCGGUGCAGUUCGCCUUUCUGUACGACGGCUGGGAGAACAAGUUCUCGCUCAAGCAGCUGCAGAUCGGACUCUCCAUCUUUGCGUUCGGCUCGCUCUUCCUCAUCGCCUUCGCCGCCACCGCGGGCAGCGAGGUCGCCUUCGCCGGCGCCUUUGCCGAGUCCAUCCUUGGCGCCGAGGCGCUCGAGGGCCUGUCUGUCUGGGCGACGGAGCAGAGCGCCGCCAUCCAGGAGGUCCUCAACUCCCUCGGCGGCGGCCCGCCCGGCCUGUGAGCGGAGGAGGACUGCCGCGGAGGGGAGGGCCGGGACGGGGAGGCGCUGCAGAGGGCCAUGAGCUGUGUGCACGGGCGCCAGUCUGUGUUCACGGGUCGAGUAUGAGGAGGGAGAGAGAGCCGAGAGGCAGGCAUGUAUCGUGGGCUGGUGCGGUCUUGGCUCUUUGCGUGUGAAGCGUGUGUCACACAGCCUGUGACAGCCACACCUCAGUUUACGUGUGGUCGUCCCCCGCCGGAGUGUUGUACGCGAGACGCGCGGUAUACAAAUUACCGUGGAGAUGU